AUGUCUGCUGGGUCCCUGGGUGCCAACGCAGUUUCUCGCGGCGCGACAACCUCAAUGCCCACUAUAAAACGCACGGCAAACGUGGGGGCCGCAAUCGUCGAGUUCCGUGCUACUGCACCGAAAUAG
Messenger RNA from Penicillium arizonense, 126 nucleotides. RefSeq lists its product as uncharacterized. NCBI's taxonomy places the organism in Eukaryota, Fungi, Ascomycota, Eurotiomycetes, Eurotiales, Aspergillaceae. The record is from RefSeq and is a predicted model, not a curated record. The transcript has 2 exons. Bases 1 to 126 code for a protein of 41 amino acids.